Messenger RNA from Nymphaea colorata (pocket water lily), 1730 nucleotides. Its product is annotated as catalase isozyme 1-like. Gene Ontology annotation, cellular component: cytoplasm; peroxisome; plasma membrane. Bases 136 to 1614 code for a protein of 492 amino acids. NCBI's taxonomy places the organism in Eukaryota, Viridiplantae, Streptophyta, Magnoliopsida, Nymphaeales, Nymphaeaceae. The record is from RefSeq and is a predicted model, not a curated record. Gene Ontology annotation, molecular function: catalase activity; heme binding. The transcript is spliced from 9 exons. Gene Ontology annotation, biological process: response to hydrogen peroxide; hydrogen peroxide catabolic process.
ACGCUCGUGCAACGGCCGAACACACAGGUGAGUGUUCGGGCCGGAAACUCUCAGUCUCCUCUAUAUAUACACUCCUGUGGUAGCAGCGAUUCUGCACAUGCUCUCUGUGAAAGUGAGGGAGAAAGACAGACCGCCAUGGAUCCAACCAAGUAUCGCCCGUCGAGUGCUUACAACUCGCCACACUUCACCACCAACUCUGGCGCACCUCUCUGGAACAACAACUCCUCCCUCACCAUCGGAACCAGAGGACCUGUUCUGUUGGAAGACUAUCCUUUGCUGGAGAGGAUCGCCAGCUUCACUAGAGAGCGCAUACCAGAACGGGUGGUUCAUGCAAGAGGAGCAAGCGCAAAGGGGUUCUUUGAGGUCACCCAUGACAUCUCCCACCUCACUUGUGCUGAUUUCCUCCGGGCCCCUGGCGUUCAAACGCCGGUCAUCGUGCGCUUCUCUACCGUCAUCCAUGAGCGUGGCAGCCCGGAGACCCUUCGAGACAUCCGUGGUUUUGCCGUCAAAUUUUAUACCAGGGAGGGCAACUUCGACCUGGUUGGAAACGACGUCCCGGUCUUCUUUGUGCGCGAUGCCAUACAGUUCCCGGACUCAAUCCACGCCCUAAAACCGAAUCCAAAGACGCAUAUCCAGGAGUUUUGGAGGAUCCUUGAUUACUUCUCCUACAAGCCUGAGAGCUUGCUCACCUUCUUCUUCUUCUUUGAUGAUGUUGGCAUCCCCCUCAACUAUAGGCACAUGGAUGGGUUUGGUGUCCACACUUUCACACUAGUGAACAAGGCUGGCAAGUCCACCUAUGUGAAGUUUCACUGGAAACCUACCUGUGGAGUGAAGUGCCUUACAGAUGAGGAAGCUGUGGUGGUUGGGGGCACCAACCACAGCCAUGCCACCAAGGACCUUUAUGACAACAUUGCUGCAGGGAACUACCCGGAGUGGAGGCUGUUCAUCCAGACGAUGUCGCCGGAGGACGUCGACCGGUACGACUUCGAUCCGCUGGACGUGACGACGACGUGGCCGGAGGACGUACUGCCGCUGCAGCCGGUGGGGCGCCUGGUCUUGAACCGGAACAUCGACAACUUCUUCAACGAGAACGAGCAGCUGGCCUUCAACCCGGCGUUCGUGGUGCCGGGGGUCCACUACUCGGAGGACAAGCUGCUGCAGGCCAGGAUUUUCGCCUACUCCGACACGCAGAGGCACCGGAUCGGCCCCAACUACCUGAUGCUCCCGGUCAAUGCGCCCAAGUGCGCUCACCACAACAACCACUACGACGGAGCCAUGAACUUCAUGCACAGGGAUGAAGAGGUCGACUACUUCCCUUCAAGGUUCGAUCCAGUGCGCCUUGCUGAAAGACACCCCAUUCCAUCCUACAGUCACACCGGCAAGCGAGAGAGGAUGACCAUUGAGAAGGAGAACAAUUUCAAGCCAGCAGGAGACAGAUAUAGGUCAUUUUCUGCAGACAGGCAAGAGAGAUUCAUACAGCGCUGGGUAACUGUGUUGUCUGAGCCGAGAGUUACCCAUGAAAUACGAAGCAUUUGGGUGUCUUAUUUAUCUCAGUGUGACAGAACCUUGGGUCAGAAAGUUGCAACCCGUCUUAACCUCAAGCCCAGCAUGUGAGAGAAAGGGAGAGGGACUAAUAAGCGAAAAUUACGCUUUCUAUUUUCUAUGUUCGGUUGUUUUAUGUUUGAAUGCUCCCCAGACAUAUUCUUAUUUAUAAAUAAUUGUGCAUGUAA